AUGACGAAUUGGGAAGUUCUGAUUGAAACACUUGGUCGAGGGCUUCCGACAACCCAAAGGACGGCGGCAAAGGCGCAAAAGAGACGUGGAAUGGGUGCGGGUCGCGGAGGCAGCGAGAGAGUGUGCACGAGGAGGAGGACGGCCGACGGAGAGCCGGUCCCACUGGCUCACCGCCAACUCGCCACUUCCAGGUAGUUCCAGUCAAGCUCAGUGGUGGUACCUGUCCCCGGUCCCACGCCCGUUUUGACCGUUUCGGCGAAAACUUUCCAAGUUUCCCUAUGUUUUGAAAGACUAUGUGAAUAGUUCAAAACACUUUUCAUGGAAAUCAUAUGUUAUGAAGCUCACCUUCAUAAACCUUCCUUGCAUGACAGAAAUUUAUGAAUUUGAGAAUUUUCUCGAAUAUUAGUUUAGAAGUUUCUUUCGGAUUCCAUUUAUCCAUGACCUGAGACAUUAUUCAAUGAGAUUCAACAUAAUUGGCAAUAAGAAUUUUUGACGAAGACAACGGUGAAAAAAAGAAAGCGUCGAACUUAGUUUCAAACAGGAAGUGUAUAAAAAAACUGAAAGAGAUUUAGAUUUGAAAAAUGAAAAUUGAAUCUAAUUUAAUUUAUUUUUUUAAAAAAAAACUUACUGUUGUUGAGAAAAAAAAAAGUUUGAAUUUUUGAUUUUAAUGAGGGCUCACUACGGGAACCAUUCCACAGAAAAUCACAGAGAAGGACAAAGGAAGAAUUUUUUUUACCAAAACCUUCCCUGUUCAUCUUUAAUCGACUAUUGAAGCUUAUAUUUUCUUUAUCACGGUAGUCUGGAAACUAAAAAUGGAAGCUUAACUCGAUUAUAUUCAGAAUUCAAACAAAGUUCUCAUAGAUUUUUGACCACUUUUUCUUCCAUUUUCUCCAGUUGCGAGCAGCUCAAAAACCUGCUUUCGCCAGAAAAAAACAUAAUCAUUCCAUCAAACGUAUAAUGUGAGCUUAUCACUCGUUUGCACAUAAUUAUACGAAAUGAGACGUUGAAGUACCCAAUUUGGGAGUAAAGUACCCUUUACUUAUGAAGAAAAAUAUCGCUUGCCUCUUCUUGCUGUAUUUCAUAUUUGAAGGAAAAAAGCCACGUGAAGAUGACCGAUUUGAACCUGAACAGGAAACUUCAUAAAUGAAAAAUGUAGGAAGACUCAAGUCUUUUUUUUCGAAACUACAAACUACAAAGUUUCAUAGAUUAGACUAACAAAGAAAAAUAAAAAGAAUCAUCAUUUUCUGAGAGAUCGUGUAUAAAACUGGGAAAAUUUCCCAAAUUAAUAUUAAUUAUUUUUCUUUCAUAAAAUAACAAACCUUAAAACUGUUGAAGAUGUCACAGCAGCCGGUGAGCUUGAAUCCAUUUUUUUCGAAAAAAAGAAAACUAUAUUUUAUAAAAACUUUUUCUUAUAUUCAUAAUUAUUCUUAUGAUAAAAAAAUAAUGAUAAAUAAAAAGAAAAGUGAAAAUACUGAAAUUUCAAAAUCGAUCUGAGUUCUCUGUGGAGAUAAUUUUCUCUAUGUUCUCGAUUAUAUUCCCAUGAAAACUAUGUUUUUUUCCCUUGCGGGUUUAUCAAUUUGGUUGGGUAAUAUUAUUUUUGAGCAGAUAAACUCUUUUUGAGAAUCUGCUUUUUGAAAUGCGUAUAAUCAAAAAGUUUCAUGAAUAAUUGCACCUGCACAAUUUUCUCGAGAAAAACGCAAAAAUUAUUUUUUUUCACCGCAAAGGUAAAAUGAUCGUCUUUAAUGGUAUCUUUGAUGGUAUAUUUAUGUAAUUUUUAGCUCUCAAAUUUUUGAGCAAAAUCAAUGUGACAUCAAAUUCCUUUUACUCACGUUUGCAAUAUGGCUCACCGGACUGGUUUGCCUUUUCUCAAUAUGAGGCUUCUUACAGCCGGAACGGCCUCAUUUUGUAUUUUUUACUAAAAUCCAGUUAGAACGAAUAAUCCGUCGAGUUGAUACUUUUAAGUCAUUAAAUUGGAUAUUGAAUCUUCUUCUUCAAAAAAGCUCUCUUUUAUAUUCCAUGUGUCUUUAUAAUAAAACGGAGGCCGAAAUUUACGAUGGUACGACAAAAUCUCAAGUCCGCAAAUCUCGAGGACCGUAAUCUUGUGUACGCAGAUCUAAAGUCCCAUAAUCUUGGAAACCAAAAUCUUGGAGACCAAAAAUCUUGGAAACCACAAUCUUGGAAAGCAAAAAAAUCUUCCUUUUUUUAGUCUUCUUUAUUGCACUUUAUCUACUUAUAUUCUCUUGUUUGGAUCACCGAAUACAAUUUCUGAUAAAAAUCUAUUCGCAAAAGCGUUGAUUUUUACUUUCCAAGAUUGUGGUUUCCAAGAUUUUGGUCUUCAAGAUUUUGGUCUCCAGGAUUAUGGGACUUUAGAUCUGCGUACACAAGAUUACGGUCCUCGAGAUUUGCGGACUUGAGAUUUUGUCGUACCAUCAAAUUUACAGUUGGAAUUUAGCCCAAGAAAAAAUGAAUGAUGAACUAGUCGAUAAUGCGAAAAAAAAAGAAGUUGUUUGGCUACUCGAAGAGCGCGGCCAAUGAGAAGAAGACCAAACAAGGGCAUCGGAUGAGAGCAAACACGACGUCUUCAAAAGGUCAUCCUCGACUUCGAAAACUUUCUGAAUGCCCUUUGGAUGGCGGCCUCGCCUCGAGUGGGUUCAAAUGA
Messenger RNA from Caenorhabditis auriculariae, 2659 nucleotides. Lineage: Eukaryota; Metazoa; Nematoda; Chromadorea; Rhabditida; Rhabditidae. The record is from the annotation of a GenBank genome assembly.